Messenger RNA from Asparagus officinalis (garden asparagus), 778 nucleotides. Its product is annotated as protein PLASTID TRANSCRIPTIONALLY ACTIVE 7-like. Gene Ontology annotation, biological process: plastid transcription. The transcript is spliced from 4 exons. Bases 87 to 590 code for a protein of 167 amino acids. Lineage: Eukaryota; Viridiplantae; Streptophyta; Magnoliopsida; Asparagales; Asparagaceae. Gene Ontology annotation, cellular component: plastid-encoded plastid RNA polymerase complex. The record is from RefSeq and is a predicted model, not a curated record.
AAGCCCAUGAAGCCGCCGUCUCUCUUGCGGAGAUGGUCUCUCUCGUUUUUCUUCUUAUCGCAUAAGCUUGCCAGCGUUCUAAAGCAAUGGCUCUCUCGUUUCAGCAGCAGCUUGUCCACUGCCCUCUUCAUCGCUCUCCCCAAUUCGCGACAGCGUGGCUAAAUAAAGGGGGUAAUUUUAUCAGCAGCAUUAGGGCUCAGGAACCCAAGGGAAACGGGGGCAGUGGAAGAAGAAUCUGGAGGCGAAGGAAACUGACAAAGAAAGAUGACAAAUUGCGCUACAAGAUGGAGCGUAUACCUUUUCUCGAAGAACAAGUGAGGAUGAUUAGAGAAACUGGAAAGAUAAUGUCUAUGGACAUCGCGAGGCUGUUGCUAUCAGAGGAGAAUAGGUUCGAUUUUGUGAACGAGGUGGCUGCUGAAGCUACAGAGUAUGUGGAGAACAACAGAGAUGAGUACGGAUCAAAGAAACCUAUAUUACAUGUACUCAGUAACCGGAUGAACGAGGCUGGAUUCAGUCGGCCAGAAGCCUAUUUGGAGCCUGAUCCUUUCAAACCGGGGCCUGGAUAUUUGAGAAAUGAAUUGUAUGAUUAGCGCGUCUUUUCUAUUAGUUUGUCAAUUAUGCAGUAAGGAAUCCUUAUCACUUGAAGCAUAUAAUAAAUCCAGUUGUCUGCAUUUCGGAAAGUCUUGUUGCCAAGCUCUGGCUUUUAAUGUUGUUUUCUGUGAAAUUCUCAUAUCUGGUGAUGAACAGCUGCUAAGUCUCGAGCAGUCUUUUGAUUGAA